AUGCCCAGCACGGUGUCGCAAAGUCGUAUUGGAGGCAGAAGCGCACCUUCGAAUGCCUGUACCGUGAUUGCUGUUCGUAUGGCCGAAGUCAUCCACCGUACCGACACGAGGAUGCCCACAGCUAUCUUUGGAAAACAGACAUGUCCACACCGAGUGAUUUCCUGUUUAGUAAAUGCAAUCCUAGAUGGAAAUAGCAUCCACGAGGAAGCCGUGAGGCAGCGAGCGAAUGGUGUACAAAAUUUUACGAUACCAGAUGCUAUUCGCGCAUGCAAGAAUGCAGUAAUGGAAGUGGAUUUUUGUACAGUACCAGGACCACUCAACAAAGAGUUGCCAUUUUAUAUUUCUGCAAUAAUCAAAAGGUACGAGAUUACAAAUAUUGAAGGCGCUGUGAUAGCAACUGUUUACGCAGAUAAUGUUGGCGAACUUUGCCACUGGUUAUGCCUGAAUAUCUUCCAUGAAUCACAGUUGCAACCUUGUCGCACUCGGACUUCUGGCUCCGAUAGUGGAUCUGAUUCUGUAAUUACAAAAGAAAAGAAGACAGAAGUGUUACCCGUGGCAGCGAAGAAACCUGUAAUGCCAGGAGCACUAGUGAAAUCGCGACACCAGCCAAAGUGGUAUAAUGUUGAGAUUCUCAGGGAGGAACGACCUGACUUGUUUGGAGCAGAUGGAAAAAUGGCUAUUGAGAGAGAAGAAGCAGCACUAAUGGACAUGUUUAUCAGAGACAAAAGCGAUCUACAGACUGGAGAUCUCAUCAUCACGGACGACAACUUAGACGAGGAAGACCGACAUUUCAAUCGAUAUGAGGUGCAACUCAAAUACAACGAGGGAAGUAAUGAAACGCAGGAAAAAGGAACGCUUUAUGCGAUGAAGAUCGGCAUCAGGCCUAACAGUGCUAACAUUACUUUACGGAUGAAGCGUGAACUACGGGUACUCAACGACUUGCGAAAAUGCAAAUGUCCUUUUGCUCCCAUUGUGUUAGACAGCGGUCGAGUGGCCGAUCUUCCAUUCAUCGUUAUGAAUUUAUUAGACCGGAAUCUGGAAAAAUUGCGAGAACAAAUAAAAGUGUUUAAACCUGCUCUAGUCUUCUAUAUUGCAAUGGAAGCCAUGUCUGCAUUGGGGUUUCUUCAUUCCCUUAAAUACAUUCACCGUGACGUAAAGUUAACAAAUAUCUGCAUCGGAGCAGGACCAGCGACAGGCAGGAUUUAUUUGAUCGACUACGGCGAUGCGGUCAAGCAAGGGAAGAAGAUUAGAUAUGGUACGCCGGACGUUUUCACUCUCCCGUACUGGAGUUUGGAUGCGCACAAGAGGUCGGCUGCUCAUCAACGAGGAGAUGCCGAAUCGUGGUUCUACAUGAUCGCUGAUCUAUUAAGCCCUGGUUGUCUGCCAUGGUACAGAAUGAGCAGUGAGGCCGAAGUACAAGCAGCAAAGGCGGCAUUGUGGAAGGAAGGUGGUCAACGCUUAACAGAGAAUCUACACAUACACAUGCUGCAAGAGGUUGUACGAACUUCCGGUGAGAAUUUCGACCACCAUUUGGCCAGAACGAUUGCUAGAGACGGCAUCAUCAGCCAUUUAAAGGGACCACUGAUGCUUGAUUGGGCUCCUAACGUUUGCGUAAAUAUUCCUGUUAUCCAACAGAAAAUAUUCGACCAAAAGAAAGUCAAACUUGCAAUUUUGAAGAAGAAAACGAUGAAAGAACUUCAAAAUAUGGAGAGAAGCGUGGGUUUGAAUAAUGCACCCAGUUCAAUACCUACAGGAACAAAGCAGGGUGUUCAACGAAAGACGAAAUCGAGGAAGUCACAAACGGAUGGAAGCAAAAGCAUUGCUAAUGAGCCAAAGUCUCUGAGAAAUUUACCAGAUAUGAAGGCUGACGAAGCGAGGUCUGUGAGGAGGUCUUCAGCUUCGAACAUCGAUCAAGUGAAGUCAAUGAAGAACUCUGCAGAUGAGAAAAUUCUGCAUCGGUCACGCACGAAAAAAUAG
Molecule: messenger RNA, 1977 nt
Organism: Angiostrongylus costaricensis
Lineage: Eukaryota; Metazoa; Nematoda; Chromadorea; Rhabditida; Metastrongylidae
Source: the annotation of a GenBank genome assembly